AUGGCUUUUUCACUACUACUCAGAAGGGUUAAUCUAUUGAGACCAGUUACAAAUUCGCUUCUUUCAUCACAGUGCAGUAAAUUUUUCUCUUCAAAAUCCUCACCGUUACCCCGUUACGAUAGGGGUCACUCGGUGACCGACAGGCUCCAUCUGUCACCCUUAUUUUCGGGAGUUUGUAAAGACGAUGAUAUGAAGGACUUCAAGAUUGAGGUCGUGGAUGAUGCCACGUGGCGUGUCUCCUCGGGCUUGGCCGAUGCAUGGAGAGAGAAUGACGAGAAGGAAGCUCUACAAACGAGCUGCGGUUUUACGGAUCAUGAUUAUGAUGGUAUUGAUGAUUGUGGGGUGACUAAGCCUGUGGACUUGAAUAAGAAUGAACCUGCUUUUGACGAGAUCGAGGACAUGAGGAUUCAUGGGAAACUGUUCUACAAGAUCGACAGGGACUCUAGAGAAUACGAAGAGUACAAAUUCGAUUUCCAUGGAAGGAAAUCUUCGAGGAACGAUAAAAAUCGAAGAGCAAACAGCCGAGCGGAAGAGAAAACACGGAAGAAGGACUCACCCACAGAAAUCAAGAAUACAAAUAAAGGGAGGCCGAAAGGGUCCUCAAUAGGAUUUGAUGAUGAAAAAGCUUUAUUCGACAAUCUAAAUGAAAGAGGAGACUCGUGUUUUGGUAAAAAGCAAAGAACUCUCACUUUCAACCAAAUAACGGCCCCCUACCACGAGCCCUUUUGUCUGGAUAUUUAUAUUUCAAAGGCUUCGGUUCGAGCAUGCGUGAUCCACCGAGCCACUAGCAAGGUGGUUGCCGUGUCGCACUCUAUUUCGAAAGAUAUGAAGUUCGAUUUGGGGUCGACGAAGAACAGGAGUGCGUGUACGGCUGUGGGGAGAUUGUUGGCUCAGAGGGCAUUAGAGGAUGAUAUACAUAAUGUGGUGUACACGCCGAGAAGGGGGGAAAAAUUGGAGGGAAAGAUUGGGGUUGUUGUCAAGGCUAUCGCUGAUGGCGGUGUCAAUGUGAAGGUGAAGCUCAAGCAAAAGAAAUCGGGACGGGGGAAGGGCGCUCGGCCGGGAAUUGAAGAUAGGCGUUCAUUUCAAUAG
Striga hermonthica is the source of this 1089-nucleotide messenger RNA. NCBI's taxonomy places the organism in Eukaryota, Viridiplantae, Streptophyta, Magnoliopsida, Lamiales, Orobanchaceae. The record is from the annotation of a GenBank genome assembly.